AUGUCAAGGAGGCCAGUAAAUCCUGCUAGACGCAUUGGCGACGGUGGAAGCAUCCCAUUUGUGGGUGUUGUGCAGUCCAAAGCACGCUCAUCGCCACUACUGUCUAUAGGGCUUGUGCUUGUGGGUGCAAUUCUUCUUGUCUGCUAUGCUUUCAGCGGGUCAGGUGGACGGAGCAGUAAAGAGGCUGUGAUUAAACUUGAAGGUGGUGCUUCGUGCACAUUCGAAGUUCAGAGAGCAAUACCUAUACUAAAGAAAGCAUAUGGUGAUAGCAUGAAGAAGGUGUUGCAUGUGGGCCCUGACACCUGUUCAGUGGUAUCUAAAUUAUUAAAAGAGGAGGAUACAGAAGCCUGGGGUGUGGAACCAUUUGACUUAGAAGAUGCUGAUGCAAAUUGCAAGAGUCUUGUGAGCAAAGGCAUUGUGCGUGCUGCUGAUAUAAAGUUUUCUCUGCCUUAUCGGCCAAAAUCAUUUUCUCUCGUAAUAGCAUCAGAUGCGUUAGAUUACUUGUCUCCAAAAUACCUCAACAAAACUCUUCCAGAGCUAGCAAGGGUAUCUGCUGAUGGUGUUGUUAUAUUUACUGGUUAUCCAGGUCAGCAUAAAGCUAAAGUUGCAGAGCUAUCCAAAUUUGGCCGUCCAGCCAAAUUGCGAAGCUCGUCCUGGUGGAUAAGGUACUUUGUUCAAACUAGCUUAGAAGAGAAUGAAGUAGCCUCAAAGAAGUUUGAACAGGCUGCACUAAAGAAAUCUUACACGCCUGCUUGCCAAGUUUUCCACCUCAAGUCAUACCGUUAA
Messenger RNA from Prunus armeniaca (apricot), 786 nucleotides. The record is from the annotation of a GenBank genome assembly. Lineage: Eukaryota; Viridiplantae; Streptophyta; Magnoliopsida; Rosales; Rosaceae.